UCUUCCUUUGAAAUAUUCCGACGUCUUCUUCCCCGCCCCCAGGCCUUGAAGUCCUAGGCCCCACCCCUUUAGAAUAUUAUCCUUAGCUCCUCCCCUUUGUAAGUGCUCCGCCCCUCGUCCUUAGUCCCUCCCUCGAAGCUCCGCCCAUUACGAACACUGCUACGUAGCUCCUCCCUUUCAGCUCUCUCAUGGGCCCCGCCCAUAAGACAAUUUACUUCUAAACUCCACCCUUUUAAGACCCCACAACAUCUCUUCUCAAGGCCCUCUCCUUCCUCGGGCCUGCCUAGAAGGCCCUUCCACCGUGGAGCCGCCCCUUCCAUGACGCAAGCGCUUUUCCGCGCCCUCGGCUUCCUCACCGACUCUCCUUCCCAAGGCCCUCCGACCCCGCCCCCUUGCGAAGGCUCCCUUCUCGCCCCACCCCUUUUCGAACCCUAUCAGGUACUCAGCUCCUCCCAUUUAGAACCCAAAGCGAAGACCCUCACCUCUUUAGAACCCUGAGACCAGGCCAUGUCCCGGACCCUUCCCCACAUCCUCAGGGAUCAAUGGCGCGGAUGGAUGGGAAAGUGGGGGAUCCUUUCUGGAUCCUGAGAAAAUGGGGGCUGGGGGGCUGUUCUCUGGAGCCAGUGACGGGCUCUAGGACCCAGCGGGCACGUACGCCCGCCUCGCGCUUACCCCUCCCCCAAGUCGCCCCCUCCCCCUCACCCAUCUUCCAGGUUCCCCCUCCCUCCCCGGUCGCCCCGGCUCCCGGUGCCCGUCUCUAGCGCCGCCGGAGCCAGCGAGGGAGCCGGAGCGAACAGGAGGAGGAGGAGGAGGAGGCCAAGUCGCCGCCGCUCGGAGCCCGGCCGGAGCCUCCCAGGCAGGUACAUGGUUCCGGUCCGAGCCGUGGUGAUGGCCCGAGAUGACUCCAGUGGGGGCUGGCUGCCUGUGGGGGGCGGGGGCCUCAGCCAGGUGAGCGUUUGUCGGGUCCGAGGGGCCAGGCCCGAGGGGGGGGCCCGCCAGGGGCACUACGUCAUCCACGGGGAGCGCCUUCGGGACCAGAAAACCACCUUGGAGUGUACCCUGAGGCCAGGCUUGGUUUACAACAAAGUGAACCCCAUCUUCCAUCACUGGAGCCUGGGUGACUGCAAGUUUGGACUGACGUUCCAGAGUCCCGCAGAGGCUGAUGAGUUCCAGAAGAGCCUGCUGGCUGCACUGGCUGCUCUGGGUCGAGGCUCGCUUACCCCCUCUUCCUCCUCCUCUUCCUCCUCCCCUUCCCAGGACACCGCAGAGACUCCCUGCCCUCUGACGUCCCAUGUGGACAGCGAGUCCUCCUCCAGUCACAGCCGCCAGGAGACGCCUCCCACCGCCCCGGCGGCCACUAUCAUUACCGUGGAGUCAGCCUCUGGCUUCGGGCCGGCUUCGUCACCCCAGCGCCGCCGCUCCUCUGCUCAGAGCUACCCUCCGCUCCUACCAUUCACGGGGAUUCCGGAGGCCUCAGAGCCCCUGGCCGGGGCAGGGGGCCCGGGCUGGGGCGGCCGUGGCUAUGAGGAUUACCGGCGCGCCGGGCCGCCCGCGCCCCUCGCCCUGUCCACCUGCGUCGUGCGCUUCGCCAAGACCGGCGCGUUGAGGGGUGCAGCCCUGGGGCCCCCCGCCGCACUACCGGUCCCUCUCGCCGAGGCUGCGCCCCCAGCGCCCCCCGCUCGCCCACCCCCGGGCCCCGGCCCUGCCCCCGCGCCCGCCAAAGCCUCCCCCGAGGCGGAGGAGGCGGCGCGCUGCGUGCACUGCCGGGCUCUCUUCCGCCGCCGCGCGGACGGGCGCGGUGGUCGCUGCGCGGAAGCCCCGGACCCGGGUCGCCUGCUGGUGCGUCGGCUCAGUUGCCUGUGGUGCGCCGAGAGCUUGCUCUACCACUGCCUGUCGGACGCCGAGGGCGACUUCUCGGACCCGUGCGCCUGCGAGCCGGGCCACCCGCGCCCCGCGGCGCGCUGGGCCGCGCUGGCCGCGCUCUCCCUGGCCGUGCCCUGCCUCUGCUGCUAUGCGCCCCUGCGUGCGUGCCACUGGGUCGCGGCGCGAUGCGGCUGCGCCGGCUGCGGGGGUCGCCACGAGGAGGCGGCGCGGUGAGGACGGCCUGGUGGGUCCGGUAGCUGCACCGAGGACCCCAAAUUGAGGGUCCAGGACCCUGGACUCCGUUCGGACCCCCACACCCAAACCUAGGCACACCCGGAACUUGGAGCUUGAGUUUGGAUUGAGAGACCCCAGACCUGGAACCUGGACCCCAAAUCUAGGACUGAGAGACCCCAGACCCAGCUUCAUUGGGAUGUCUGUCCAAGAGGUCCCAGGCAUCCUGAGUUCUGGCGUCCCCAUCCUGCCACCAACCCCCUCCCAGACCUAGACUGAGGAGACUCCAGGCAUCCCCAAACUCUUCACCUCAGGCAGGCUGGGGAGCACAUGUAUCCCUGAGAGACGCAGGGUCCGAACCCUGACUCCCUGUUCAAAUAACCAACCCAGACCCCAUCAUGCCUGACACCACGAACCCUCAGAUUACAGUGAGUCAGGAGUUGCCAAUACCUGACCCUGCCUGCAUAUAAUUACUCCCAGAUUUUGAGACCAUAGAACCCAGAUUCACCCCAAAUGAUCCUUGAAUGCUCACCUAAAACUUGGGGCACGCAUAUCUGAGAUACUCUUGUAGCCCCCAGGACCCUGGAGGCACCAAACCCUCUUAAGAUGCCCUGAGUCCAUAGGUAUGCCCAAACAGAUGUUCUCUGACCAAAAUGACAUGUGAGACCCAUCUCCGAGUCUCCCCCUAUCCUCCCCACCCAAGAUCUAGAUGUCAGACUCCAGGAUGUUCUGGGAACCAAGGAUCAAAGACCUCUGUAGACCCACUCACCACAAGCCAGUGUUCCCAGAGCUUUGGAUCUCAUAUAUAGGACUCUGAGGUGCCUAGUACUCCCAGAUGUAGUACUGAAGACCACCAACACCUUAGGGCCCAAGGCACUGGUCUCAAGUCCUCAGAUAACCCUCUUUCAAAAUCCCUUAGACUUGGAUUUCAAGCCCCAGAAUGGCCUGGAAUCUUUGGCUGCUUUGUACCCACAGAUCCCCAAUCCCCUCAAGGCUGGAAGCUCAGCUCCCAGAUGUUGGGAUGUUCAUGGCAACCCAGACCUCUCACCCCUUGGCCCCCAGCUCCUGAAUGACCCCGAGGUGCUUUGGGAGCACUGGUUCCAAGACCCCAAGGUGCCAUUGGUCCCCCAAAUUCAGGGCUUAAGCCUACACAACAUUGGGAUUGUCCCUGACUCAAGACCUUGGUCCCUCCGUACCAGAGACAACUGACGUGCUCCAGGACCAAAGCACCGUCAGAUCUCAGAUUUCUUUGGACCCAGACCUCUUAAGCCUGAUAUUCCCUGAGACCUGCUGCCCUUGAAUUCUGCUGUCCAUAAGUCCCUGAAACCCCAAGGUCCCAGACCUCUGAUUUCAAGCCCCAAGGGCCCCAGCCCAAGCCCCCAGCAUCUCACAGAACUACUCCUUUACUAGGGUAAAAAACAAAACCAAAAAACCCAUCAUCUUGAGCUCAUGUUCCUGGAUUCCAGGAGCACCCCAGAGCGCCCCACACCCAUCUCUAGGACCUAGCAUUGUCAUAGAUGAUUGUGCAGGCUGUUCACUAAGCAAAGACACAAGUCGAGGUAGGGGUGUGGCUGGAAUUCACACCACACUCUGCUGGCUGCACUGUGCACAGAGUCACUUUUUAGGCUAGCUACAGGUCUACACACACACACACACACACACACACACACACACACACACACACACUCUCUCUCUCUCUCUCUCUCUCUCUCUCUCUCUCUCUCUCUCUCUGCACUCUGUCCCAAGCCCAACCUUAAGCCCCAGCCCUCGUCCAAGUUUUUUAUGUUUUGCCCUGUUAACUCCUUCCCCUUCAUCUCAGAGUUGGGGGUUGCUUUGUAAAGUUUGAAAGCCGCUUUCAUGGCCCUCUGUGAUGCCACAGUCUCUUUUCCCUGAGUGGAACGGGACUUUUGGGGUACCUCAGGUCUGAUGGCCUGAAGCAGAGGACUAAGGUCUUGGAGCAAGACAAUCUCAAUGCUAUAUGGGCUUGGGACCCGCACGUGGUCCCAAGCAUCUGGAAAUGUGCACUUACCUUUCUUCAUUACCCAGACUUGGAUGGCCUUGUAGGGGUUCAAGGGAUAGGUCAAGGGGGUCAGAGGGCUAGAUCCUUCUGUCACUUCCUUUAAAUUAUUAACUAUUUAUUACAUCCGGAACCUGUGAGAUUCCGCUCUCCCAACCAGACCCUGGGAUGGGUGAGAGAAAAGGGGGAUGUCCCUCCCAUCCCCACUCUGCCCAGCUCUCGUCACUGUCAGACCCACCAGAGCUGAGGGCGGAGGGACCGGGGGGCUGGGGCGGCCUGGGUCCCCAUCCCCCUCUCUGUGCCUCGGUCUCCUCCCUUCCGUGGUGGGCGGGGGGAAGCUCCAUUCUUAACCUACCUCGUUUUGGGGAGGGGUGGGACGGGGACCAGAGUGCUGUAAGGUGCUGUGGGAUCUGCGGAUGAAGCAGUGGGAGCUGGGGAAGGUUCCCCCAGCCCCCACCUCCCAGCACCGCCUCUCCCAGGUCUCCCAGUCCUGCUCCCUGCUGAUACCCACCUCUGAUCCAUGAUUACUCUUCAUCACCCCCAAAUCAGGGGUGCAUGGAGGGCUGACCCUGGGAGCCAGGAAGACCUCAGACCCUGGAGCCCCCAGGCCCAAUUUCCCAGCUGCUUGCCCCUCAGAUUGGAUGCUUGGCCCCCAGACUUGGGGGAGGCACCCCGACAUUUAUCUUCCUGAUCUUGAUUCCAAGCCAGUCUGUGACCUCAAUAUUGUUAUCGUCAGUGCAGGCUGCCGUGGCGGGGGAGGAUGGGGGCCAAAGACCCAGCCUUGUCAUUGGGGGAGGGGGCAUGAGAUAUUCGCUCCAAGAAA
Zalophus californianus (California sea lion) is the source of this 4934-nucleotide messenger RNA. It is a transcript of the gene SPRED3, whose product is annotated as sprouty related EVH1 domain containing 3. Gene Ontology annotation, biological process: negative regulation of MAPK cascade; multicellular organism development. Gene Ontology annotation, molecular function: protein kinase binding. The record is from RefSeq and is a predicted model, not a curated record. The coding region runs from base 865 to 2097 and encodes 410 amino acids. NCBI's taxonomy places the organism in Eukaryota, Metazoa, Chordata, Mammalia, Carnivora, Otariidae. The transcript is spliced from 6 exons. Gene Ontology annotation, cellular component: membrane.